Molecule: messenger RNA, 6372 nt
Organism: Prorocentrum cordatum
Lineage: Eukaryota; Dinophyceae; Prorocentrales; Prorocentraceae
Source: the annotation of a GenBank genome assembly
AUGGCGCUGGCUGGCGAGAGCAGCACUGGCACGCCGAGCCUGCAGGCAAGCUCCAGCAAAGCGGACCAGCGAGCUCAAAAGGUCAUCGACUCAGUGGCGGCCUGCACGCUGGACGAGGCCACCACCCACCCAAAGUGGCAGGCGCCCCCGGCCGACCGUGCAGGCAUCCAGAAGUUUCUGAGCACCGCCGACCAGAGGCUGAGGAAGCUUGGCGACCUGGUCAUUGCCAAGCAGGCCGCGGGGGACAGCACGAAGGAGCAGUUGAUGGAGAUCGCGGUCAUCAAGUACCAGAAGCUGGUCACGAGGAGGCCGAAUGACCAGCUGCAGGUGCUCAGCAAGAGGCGCAAGGCCGUCAAACUCGAAGUCAUCGCCCUCGAGGCCAAGACGAACGAGCUGCGGGACGACCUCAAGGCCAAGCAGCAGGAGUUGAGGCAGCUCGAAUCCAACAUCGCCGACGUGAGGGCCGUGCUCGCCGACGGCGGCGCGGCGGACGACGAGGGCGACUGGGACGCGGACGGGUUCGGCUUGGCACCGAGCUGGGAUGCUUUCCACAAGGCCGUGAUCGACAGGCGCCUGAACAGCGAAGCACCUGGUGACGGAUUCCCAGCUUGGCCAGCGGGAGUGGUGGGGCGAUCGCCACGCUCAAGAGCCAGCUCGGCAGGCAGCGCAACCAGAGGCUUCGCAGAUCAGGUGGCCAAGGCGAAUGCGGAGCGGGCCCACCAGCAGCAGCGCCAUGCCGAAGCCGAGCAAGAGUUUGCUGCCGAGCUGGCGGAAGUCAGGAGGGUCGCCCGAGAACAAGCACUCCGCCACAACGGCGAGCAGGCGAAACUCAGGCUGGCACUCAAGGAGGAGUCAGAGCAGCUGCAGCGCAUCACCGCAGCGGAGAGCGCAGCCCAGCAGCAGCAGCAGCAACACAAGGCCCUCCGCCAUGAAAUCAAGAAGCAACAAGCCGAGCAGCUCGAGUUCGCGACGCAGAUGGAGGCCAGGAUAAUCAGCCAUGACACAGCCUUCAGUCGAGCCAAGGCAGAGGCCGAAGCCGCGACUCACCGGGCAAAUCACCUGCAUGAGCAGCUUGAGCAAGUUCGAGCGGAGCACCGGGAGAAGCCGCAACCCCAGGACAGGGUCUACCAAGACCUGCUGCGGGCAAGAGCCGAGGCGCAAGAGGCACUGCGACGGGCCCAGCACGAGGGCGCCCAAGCGACAGCUACAGCGGGCACUCUCAAGCAGCAGCUCGCCAGGCAGGAGCUGGUCAUGGAAGAGAAGUUCCAGGAGGCCAAAAAGAACCACGCCCUCGAGAUUGAAGCUGCCGCCGAAUCAGCCAGGGUCCAGGCAAUCGCCCAGGCCCAAGUGGUUGCCAAUGCCAAGGGAACAGGGGCCCUCCCGCCGGCAGAGGCGGCCAGGCUGCAAGGGAUUGUCCAGACAGCAGCACGGCAGCAGGAGCGGCUCAAGCAGACCAAAAGCGAGCUCGAGGCAGCUGAAGCCCGCAUACACGAGCUCCAGCAGCACUCCGAGCUUGAGGCGGGCGCUGCGCAGCGUGCAGUACAAGUGGCAUACCAUGAAGCAGCGGAGCUGAGAAGCGCCAACAAGGAGCGGCAAAUCCCGCACGAGGUACAGGCAUUGCAGUUCGCCCUGCUAAGGACUAGAGCAGAGGAGGAGGAGAUCGCGAAGGCCAGCCUGAAGGACAAGGAGGCAAUGCGGGCAGAGCUCGAAGGCAGUGCUGAGCGAAUAAGGUCGAGUCUCACCCGCCAAGUCAUGAUAGAAGAGGCGAACGCACAUGACUUGCAGCUGCACACAGAGAGCCUGCGACAGGAACUGAGCAGCUACGCGGUGCAGCUGAGCGAGCAAAGGUCCAACGCAGAGGUGCAGGAGCAGGCGCUGGAGGAGGAGCUCGCCCAGGCCCUCACCUUCAGGAUCGCCAGCAUGGAGGAGGCCUCCGCCAUGGAAGACUUCGCCAGCCAGCAGAGGACGGGCAGGGAGGAGGCCAUCCACCUCGCGCUGCAAGAAAGCCUCCAGCGCUCCAGCACGCUGCACACCGAGCUAGACGCCAUCGCAAAGAAGGAGCAGCAGGGCGCGUCGGAGACAGAGGAGCUAAAGCUGAGGAUGCAGAGCCUGGAAGCCAUUGCAGCCAGCAGGGAACGUGAACGCAAGGCCAUGGUCAACCUGUACGCCGAGAUGAGGCAAUACGGGCAGGAGGGCUACGACUUCACCAAGAGGGCAGCUCAUCACCUCGUCCAAGGGGGCCACCUCCCAACGUCCCAAGAGUCCAUGGACGACUACCAGGAGGCCGCUGACCUGUACGAGGAAGCCAGAGGAGCAGCCGAGGCAGCGACCGCCACAGCGGAGCCCCCCGUUGCGACCAAUCUCCAAACUGGUGCAGCCGAUGAGCGCCCAGCCAACAGGGGCCGCAGGCCAGACCCGCACGAGGAGGCAGAAAGAUACGAGCGCGAACAAGAUGAGUUGCGCAGACAAGCUGCUGAGGAGAAAGCACAAUGGGAAGCCGUACAGAUGGAGGAGGAGCUGGAGUCCGUAGUGAGGGACCACGAGGCGAAGGAGAUCCAAAGGCGCUACUACGAGGAGGCCCCUUUGACCCAGUUCGGCACAGCGGGCGCGCAGGACUCUCGAGCGGAGGACGACGGCUCGGAGCACGCGCCGAUGAUCUACCCCGCCAGGUCACUCACGCCCACAGCUCCAUUCGGGCAUGAUGAGCAGCGUGGCCAUGGAGGUGGAGAGGGAGCCGACAGCUUCGUAUUGACCCCUCCCCCUGCGUCCCAGCAGAACGCGGAGGCGGCAGCGGCCAGCAUCGAGAGGCAGUACGAGGGCAUCGACAUCAUGACGCGCCAGCACACCUCAGCCGCCGCCGCAGCUGCAGCCCUCGAAGAGGCGUUUGGACCCGCGCCCGCAUUUCCAGGAGAAGACAUCAGCCAGGCCCACAAGGGUCAGCGGGUAGACUCUGGAGAGUACUCCCAGGAGUCCAGGGUCCCGAGGGGCCGCGACUCCAAACAGAUGUGCUACCGCAACGGGCAUUGGCAGUGGGAGGGCCACUCCCAAUCGCAGCAGCCAGCAUCAGCAGCGGUAUCAGUCACCUGGGUCUCGAGGGGCCAACGUGACACCACCGCGGCCGACGCGAGGGCCGCCCGCCGCGUCUCGAGGGGCGCUAGUGUGUCCCCCUCCGCCAUCCGAGCCCACGAGAUCGAGAACGUGGAAAGGACCUUUCUCGACGGUCAAAACUCGGCUGGCAGCGAGGCAGAGGAUGGCAUGGAGCAGUGCUACGAGAAGUGGAUGGCGCUGGAGAUGUGCCCAUCACGCGAGCUGCCGACCAGGCGGACACACAUCUACACGGACGGCAGCUACAACGGCAUCCCACAUACAGCCGCCUGGGCAGUUGUCAUUGUCGACGAGUACGACGACGGGCGCAACUUACGAGGCCCGUUCGGCUUUCGGGGUUUCAUUGCUGGCAAAGUCACCGAGACCUUAGACGACAUGGCAAACAACGAGAAGGUGACGGCAUACACAGCUGAGCUCACGGCAGUACUCUGGGCACUGACGUGGGCCUUUGGUCAAGACACCGACGCGCCCAUCGAGAUCACGCCCGACGCCCUCAACGUCAUCAACCUGGCCAAAGGCGAAGCCCAAUGCCACGUACAUCCGAGGUUGGGGGCCGUCAUUCGCACACUUGCAGGCCUCCUCCAGCAAGCCCGACCUACCCAGUGGCACCAUAUUAACUCGCACAUCGGGCACCCUUGGAACGAGCUCGCAGAUGGGAUAGCAGAUCAAGCCUCGGCCAGCGACCUGAUGGACCCGAACAUUGCAGCUGUACAGGCGAUCGCCCACAACAAGUUCCUUUCCUGGGAAUGGCUGCGAUCAGAGCCAGAUGCGGUCAAGGCCGCAUACCCGCCCCUGCGGAACACAGACUUCAUCAUCGAGGCCACCCAGCCGCAGGCAGCCCCAGGAGCGAUCCAGAGGCCCAUCAGCACCACCACCAUCAAGGCCGACCUCAACGUGAAUUUGUGCACCUACAACUGCAGAUCACUCAAGGCCACCGUUAGCUUCAAGUCGGGCAAAGGCAAGGCGGCCGGCAAAAGCAAGCAGAGCCUCUCCAAGGUCACGCACCUAGCAGCACAGUUUGCUGACAUGGGCCUGCACGUCGUCGCCCUGCAGGAGACGCAGAGCGAAGGAGACGUCCGCAAUGUAGGUGAAUACGUUUGCUACUCAUCAGGCCACACGCAGCAGAACAGAGGAUGCGACAUCUGGCUCAACGUCUCCCAACCAAUCAGCGCGAGUGGGGCAGCGAAGUACCUAAGUGCCAAAGACACCCUCGUCCUCCACCAGCACGACAGGCUCCUGAUCAUCAAGACCCGUGUUGCAGGCACAGACAUGGUUAUCGCAUCAGCAUACGCACCCCACGAAGACUCCCACGCGGCGGAGAAGAGAGAAUUCUGGGAGUCUGCUCAGCGAUUGUCUGACAAGUACCGAGUGGACAUCUUCAUGGGGGACCUGAACGGGCGUCUUGGCGACUACGAGUCCCCAGGAGUCGGCGCCAGUGGGUACCCAGAAGCGACCAACGGCAAUGGCAAGCACAUCAUCAGCUUCGCUGCCGACACCAACAUGGAGGUCAUCAACGCCACGAGGGAUCCAGGCAACAACUCAUAUACGCACGUCGGAUCGAAGGGGCAGCACCACAGGAUAGACUACAUCCUGCUGAGCUCCUCGAUCGCCCCGUACGUCGCGAGCUGCAGCACGGAGCCAGGUCUGGACCGAGGCACAGCUGCACAAGACCACAUACCAGUACUAGCCACCCUCAAGUGGGCCGUCUGCAAGACCACCAAGGCCUCAGGACCGAGGCCCGACCUGACCAACUUGAACAAUGACGUCGCCAAGGCCAGCUUCAAGGAGAUUCUCAAGCAGGCCCCGAUCAUCCCCUGGGAGGUGGACGUCGACACCCACUGCGAGGAGGUCAUCAGGGUCGUCAACGACGCGGCCAUCCAGGCCUUCGGCAAGGCCUCCAAGGCAACGAGGAAGCCCUACGUCACCAAGACUACCAUGGGCCUGAUCCGAGCCAGGUCUGGGCCCAUAGUUGCCGCGGCCGUUGAGAAGGACCGCAGCGCAUUCCUCAGUCGGCUUGCCUCGACAGCGUCCUCCGCCUCCGCUGCGAACGACGCCGCGGUCCAGUGGAAGGCUUACCGAGACCUGCUAAGGUAUGGAGGGAGGAAGGCGAAAUUCCCAGCAGGAAAGCCUAUGCGGCUCGACAAGGAUGGAGAGGUGAUCCACAACUCCCAGGAAAUGGCGGACCAGGAGCUCAACCAUUUCGCGAAGAUACAGGCGGGCAAGAUCGUGACAGCGGACGAUCUUGCUAACAAGUACAAUCACGACAGCAAGAGCAGGCCCUUCGACGGCAUGCUGGAUCUCUCCAUGGUGAUGCCCCUGGCCGUCUGCCAGGCCCAGUUCGCCGCGGCCAAGGCUGGGACGCAAGGAGGCCCCGACGGGCUCACGAACGCUGUCCUCAGGGCGGCCCCCAUAGAGGCAGCGAGGCUACUGCACCCCCUCUUCACCAAGGUGGCGACCACCGUGAGAGAGCCGCUGAGCUUCAAGGGUGGAGACCUGGUCGCAAUUCCCAAAGGUAAAGGCGACCCAAGGUACCUCCAAGCCUACCGCGAGAUCCUCUUAAACAACGUCCUGGGCAAGCACCACCACAAAUACCUAAGGACCAUGCUCAACACUACCCUCGCCAUAGCGCUGGAGGACAUCCAGGUUGGCGGCCGGCCCAAGCGAGGGGCGGACAUGGCGGUCCUAGCAGCACGCCUCUUCACAGAGAGAAGUCAGGCCCAAGGGAAGUGCUCCAUGAUAAGCUGCUACGACUUAAAGGAGGCCUUCUAUUCGGUUGUAGUCCAGUUGGUUCAUGGCAUCCCAGGAGAGGAGGAUGAAGUCAAGGAGGUGCUAGAGAACCUCGAGGUUCCCCUGUGGGCCCAGCCGCAGCUGGAGCACCUCAUGGCCAACCCAGGGAUACUCGACACAGUGUUGGACGGCUCCCACUUGGCUGCCCUCAUUGCAGAAGGAUACCGCAACAGGUGGACAUCACACAGGUUCUCCCAGAACCUCAUGGCGCCGCACAAGGGCACGAGGCCUGGCGUGCCCCUGGCCGACGCGGACUUCAAUCUGCUAUUCGGCCGAGUCCACCGCAUGAUUGACAGCUACCUUGCGCAGCGAGGGAGCUCGCAGAAGCACGUCGCGAAGGCCGACUGCUACAGGGAGCUCUUCGCGCUGGGCCAGAUGGUGCACACCGAGGAGGCCGACUGCGACGCGGAGCUCCUCGCGCUGGGCCAGAGGGAGCACAUUGCGGAGGCCGACGGCAUCGCGGAGCUCCUCGCGCUGAGG